CCAGGGGGAUUGGGAGGACUGGCCGCCGCCCUCAGGGAAGUCGGAGGCGCGGGCGGCUUAGGACGGGACUGGGUGCCGGGUUCGAGGGUGAACGCCGCCGGGUGGAAGCCGAAGGGCUAGCAGGGGGAGGGGCGCAGACCCUGGGACUUUGGGGCGGUCGCGAGGAGCGUACCCCUCCCCACAGACAGGACCGGGACGGCUGGGGGUGAUCUUGUCUCCGGGUUUGGAUUCUCCUGGGGUCUGCCUUCAGUUUGACGACUUCGCUGGAGCCCAGGGCCGUACUUUGAAGAGUUUUUGCCCCGUUAACUGUGCUUCCUCAAGUAGGGGUCGCCCUCCAGGAAACAGGAGUUUCCUGGGUUUUCCAGGGUCCUGGGUUACUUUUGAGGGGUGCAUAAUAUAUGUGGAGGAGGAUUUAGAAGAGUCUCUUUUCUGACGCGGCCUUCCGUCCGUCCCCCUCCCCUCAGGCCAGCUGUCCCCUCCACACUGGUUCCACUUCCCUAAGUGCCAGUACAAUGGAAAUAGUGUGUGCACGGGUACUUGGACCCUUAACAAUUCACGCAGAAUAUUUCUGCUCGCCCCAGUUCCUCUAGAGUUCUAGAAGGUGAACUUUCUGGUAGCCAACAUCGGACUUUUUACCAUCAGGGUAGCUGUAACUAGGCCUCUUGUACUUUUGCUGGGUGGCCUUGGCCAAACUUUUACCCUCUCUGGUGUGUUAAUUUCCUGGAUAUUGAACACCGCAGAGUGGCUUAUGAAGUCUGUUUAAGCCUUUUCAUGAAGUUGCUGAGAGGUGCCUUGGAAUUUGUGUUGCCGAGUCAGCAAGACUUUUGGAUUUGCUCGGCUUUUGUUGUUUGCAUUUUAUAUCAAGAUGGGAACUCAAACAAGUCAUUCCUCCUAAGGAUCUAGUGUCUCCAUCAAGGAGGGACAGCUUGUGCCAGCUCGCCAGAGAGCAGAGGUCUGCUGGAAGCACUGUGCAAUGAACUGGAGACUCCAGCCCAGAGUGGUCUGAAACCAUUUGGGAAAGAAGAGGGAGUCCUGGGGAAGAUGGCCAUGGCCCCAGGCCCUUCCCUGGCUCAGGUGUACACCAGCCCUGUGGCAGUGGCUGUGUGGGAAUGGCAGGACGGGCUGGGCACCUGGCACCCCUACAGUGCCACCGUCUGCAACUACAUUGAGCAGCAGUUUAUCCAGCAGAAGGGCCAGCGCUUCGGGCUGGGGAGUCUGGCCCACAGCAUCCCCUUAGGCCAAGCUGACCCCUCGCUGGCCCCUUACAUCAUUGACCUCCCCAGCUGGACCCAGUUCCGCCAGGACACUGGCACCAUGAGGGCUGUGCGGAGGCAUCUGUUCCCCCAGCAUUCAGCCCCGGGCCGGGGCAUUGUCUGGGAGUGGCUGAGUGACGAUGGCUCCUGGACAGCAUAUGAAGCCAGUGUCUGUGACUUCCUGGAGCAGCAGGUGGCCAGGGGCAAUCAGCUCGUGGACUUGGCUCCUCUGGGGUACAACUAUACCAUCAACUACGCCACCCACACACAGACCAACAAGACGUCGAGCUUCUGCCGUAGUGUGCGGCGCCAAGCAGGACCCCCGUAUCCGGUGACCACCAUCAUUGCCCCACCAGGCCACACGGGAGUCGCCUGCUCUUGCCAUCAGUGCCUCAAUGGCGGUGGAACUGGCCCCGUGUCGGGCCGCUACCGCCACUCCAUGACCAACCUCCCUGCUUACCCUGUCCCCCAGCCCCCCCACAGGACCGCCAUUGUCUUUGGGGCCCACCAGGCCUUUGCCCCAUACAAUAAGCCCUCACUCUCUGGGGCUAGGUCUGCACCCAGACUGAACACCACCAACCCCUGGGGUGGGGCACCGCCCUCCUUGGGGAACCAGCCCCUCUACCGCUCCAGCCUCUCCCACCUGGGACCGCAGCACCAGCCCUCAGGAUUGCCCACUGCCAGCAGAGUCAGUGCCUCCCUCCCCAGCGGUCCUGCCAGCAGCCCUGGGAGCAUCCCUGCCGUCCCUGCCGCUGUGCCCGUGCAGAUGCCGAAGCCCAGCCGGGUCCAGCAAGCCCUCGCAGGCAUGACGAGUAUUCUGAUGUCAGCCAUUGGACUCCCUGUGUGUCUUAGCCGCGCACCCCAGCCCGCCAGCCCUCCCGCCUCCUGUCUGGCCUCUAAAAGUCACAGCUCAGUUAAGAGAUUGAGGAAAAUGUCCAUGAAAGGAGGGACUCCAAAGCCCGAGCCAGAACAGGUGAUAAAAAACUAUACCGAAGAGCUGAAGACAGCCCCAGAUGAGGACUGUAUCAUCUGUAUGGAGAAACUGUCCAUGGUGUCCGGAUACAGUGAUGUGACCGACAGCAAGACUAUUGGGCCGGUGGCUGUGGGCUGCCUCGUCAAGUGCAGCCAUGCCUUCCAUCUGCUCUGCCUGCUGGCCAUGUACUGCAAUGGGAACAAGGACGGGAGUUUGCAGUGUCCUUCCUGCAAAACCAUCUAUGGAGAGAAAACCGGGACCCAGCCCCAGGGGAAGAUGGAUGUGUUCAAGUUCCAGGUAUCCCUCCCUGGCCACGAGGACUGCGGGACGAUACUAAUAGUUUACAACAUUCCUCACGGCAUCCAGGGCCCAGAGCACCCCAACCCCGGAAAGCCAUUUACCGCCAGGGGCUUUCCUCGACAGUGCUACCUUCCAGACAAUGCCCAGGGCCGCAAGGUCUUGGAGCUGCUGAAGGUGGCCUGGAGGAGGCGACUUAUCUUCACGGUAGGGACAUCCAGCACCACGGGAGAGACUGACACAGUGGUGUGGAACGAGAUCCACCACAAGACUGAGAUGGACCGCAAUGUGACAGGCCAUGGCUACCCUGACCCCAACUACCUGCAGAACGUGCUAGCUGAGCUGGCUGCCCAGGGGGUGACCGAGGACUGCCUGGAGCAGCAGUGAGCCCUUCCCCCAGCCUGGCUGGCCCUGUCCCCACCCCGCCAUACCUGCCUCUGGCAGCCAGCUGCCCUCUCCCCGCUGCUGCUGGCUGAGCUGUCCCUGGGAUAGGCCAGCGGGAAGGUGCCUUUCCUCAGUGAGGUUUGUGGGGGCCCCGCCUUCCGCCCCCGUCCUCACCUCCAGGCCUGGGAUUACAGAGGAGUUGGGCAAGCCUGGGGAGUUGUAGUUGUGGAGGCUUAAGAUGCAGCUACCUCAGUGCGUGGGGAGGCCCUGUGGCCUUGGUGGGCUGCUUUGGGUCCGUAGUGCCAGGGGCCUGGCGUGGGAUGAGGCGAGACUGCCCCAUCCCCCAUCGUGGCCAGGGCAGGCGUGGGUUCUGGGUUAGCUUCUCAUACCUCAGAUGUUCUGUUUGCAAUAAAUGCCCUAUAGCCAAAGUCA
This is a messenger RNA of Suricata suricatta (meerkat), 3339 nucleotides long. It is a transcript of the gene DTX2, whose product is annotated as deltex E3 ubiquitin ligase 2. Gene Ontology annotation, molecular function: ubiquitin protein ligase activity; zinc ion binding. The coding region runs from base 1042 to 2910 and encodes 622 amino acids. The record is from RefSeq and is a predicted model, not a curated record. The transcript has 11 exons. Gene Ontology annotation, biological process: protein ubiquitination; Notch signaling pathway. Gene Ontology annotation, cellular component: nucleoplasm. Lineage: Eukaryota; Metazoa; Chordata; Mammalia; Carnivora; Herpestidae.